AUGGCCACGUCCAGCUCCCAAUUCCUUUUCCGGAUGCUGCUUCCAGUCCUCCUUGUAGUCAUCCUUGCCGCCGCGGCCAAAGGGCAGCGCCCGGAUUGCCGCGACAAGUGCGGCAACAUCAGCAUCCCCUUCCCGUUCGGCAUAUCAGUCGAGGUCUUCUGCGGCGUCGGCUGGGUAGUUGACGCUCGUUUGAGUUACGAACCUUACUUCUCGGCGGCGGCGGCGGACGGGUUCCCUUGCAGUGUGGUGGGAAACCUACCCGUGCAAGAGAAGAAGAAGAUGAAGGAAUUCUACAAAAAUAAUGGCGGCCCUCUAAUAGAGAAGGCAACAGGCAUUAAAAUUUUCAAAAAGGGGGAGCUCGAGCCAAUUUUAAAGAAUAGCAACAUAAUUGGAAAAGGUGGAUUUGGUGAAGUUUACAGGGGUCUUCUUAAUAAUAAAGAAGUUGCAAUAAAGAAGCCAAUUAAUGGUAGCGUGCGAGAGAAUAAACAAGUUGCAAACGAAGUCAUCAUCCAAUCUCAAGUCAUCCACAAGAACAUUGUUAGGCUCAUUGGUUGUUGCCUUGAAGUUCAAGCCCCCCUGCUGGUCUACGAGUUUAUCUCCCAAGGUAGACUCCAUGACAUUCUUCACAACAACAAUAACAAGGUGGCUCUCAACCUGGAUUCACGUUUAAGUAUUGCUGCACAGUCAGCGGAUGGUCUAGCCUAUAUGCACUCACAAGCAAACACUAGAAUUCUGCACGGUGAUGUCAAACCAGCAAAUAUACUCUUGGAUGAGAACUUUGCACCCAAAAUUUUAGACUUUGGCAUAUCUAGGUUGCUUGCAAUAGAUAAACAACACACUGCAUCAACCAUCGGUGACGUGAAUUAUAUGGAUCCAGUAUAUCUACAACAAGGCCUACUCACCGAAAAAAGUGAUGUCUACAGUUUUGGAGUUGUGAUCCUGGAGCUUAUUAGCAGGAGGAAGGCCAUACAUUCUGAUAACAAUAGCUUGGUAAAGUGUUUCCUUGAAGCGCAUAAGGAAGAGAAGAAAGCGACAGAGUUUUUUGACGAGGAAAUUGCAAUUGCAGAAGAUUUAUAGCUUCUUGAUAGUCUAGCAGGUAUGGCCGUGCAAUGCCUUAGCCUUGAUGUAGAUCAAAGAUCCACGAUG
This is a messenger RNA of Triticum urartu, 1146 nucleotides long. The record is from RefSeq and is a predicted model, not a curated record. Lineage: Eukaryota; Viridiplantae; Streptophyta; Magnoliopsida; Poales; Poaceae.